Molecule: messenger RNA, 1307 nt
Organism: Fusarium verticillioides 7600
Lineage: Eukaryota; Fungi; Ascomycota; Sordariomycetes; Hypocreales; Nectriaceae
Exons: 1
Coding region: 105-1307 (400 amino acids)
Biological process (GO): DNA-templated transcription
Molecular function (GO): zinc ion binding; DNA binding
Source: RefSeq, a predicted model, not a curated record
CAACAGCGUUUUCAUCUACGAGCCCAGAAUUCGACAUCCCCAGCAUCAAUUCGAACAACACAGCAUCUCCACCAUGUCCAAAACAGUUUCUAGAGUCGCCGCAAAUGACUGAUGCAGUUAUUCGAUGGUGUCUCGACGCCUACUUCAAGCAUAAAUACCCACUGACUCCAAUCCUUCAUCGGCCGUACCUCGAACAAAUCUCACGAUCAACAGAGCAAUACGGUUUAAUCACAGCAUGCUGCGCUGUGAUUGCACUGUCUCCGGAGAUAUUACCGCCCUGCCCUGUCGAGGACAGUUUCACAAUCCCAUCUGCCGACUUCUUGAUAGCAGAGACUCUUCGCGCCAGAGACUUUUGUAACCUGAUUGAACAUCCAUCGUUAAUGCACAUUCAGACAUCAUUCUUUCUUCACGCUGCAUUCUUCUCGAUGAACAAGGAUAACUCGGCUUGGUAUUAUUUACAGGAAGCGAUCACAAUGCUUCAGACAUUGCGCUUGCAUGAGGAGACCACCUACACUGAUGAUGAUGCAAGCGACCCAGUGUUUGUGAAGUAUGCUCAGCGAAUGUUUUGGGUACUCUUCAUUACCGAGAGAGCAUAUGCUUUACAAAGAAAUCGACCGAUCAGACUGCAAGACACAUUGAAGCUUCCAGACGUCGAUCCACUGUCCUCUGACGCAGAGAUAUUGCGCGGCUUUCUUGACCUCAUUUCCCUGUUCCGCCCCUUCGGUCAAGACUUCAUCGCACAGUGGAACUCCCCAACAUCUUCCACUUCGACAGAUUUCGCAAAUCUGUUUCGAUUGCAGUAUCUUCUCAAACAUUCGCUUCCGAAUCUUUCAAAUCACUCCCAAGUCCAACAGGCUGAUCUUCUUAUAUCGCGUCAGUGGCUCAAGAUUGUGGUCUGGAAAUUAUGCGCUUCAAAAAGAGUUCUGUCGACUGCGAACAGUGAGGAUGUCAUGUCAUUGCAUUACCCAACUAGUAUCGCACGCGACAUCGUAAUGGUGUCGGAGCUAUUACCGACGCAGGCUUUUGAGGCCAAUGGCAUCGGAAUUGUUGAGAAGGUCUUUGACGUUGGAUGCUCGCUGGCGGAUCUGCUGUCGUUGGUGCCGUUGGAAUGUCAGGGCUCAACGAUGGAUGUUGGCGUCAUUGAUACACUGAUGGAAACAGUGAAAAUUGUCGGGACGAGGUUUGGUGGCAGCUACCGGCAUUUUGACAUAUUGGUUGACAAGGCGAGCGGGUGCCUUCUUAUGAACGUGGAUCGAAGUCUUGCUCCACCAGAACAUGACAAUCCGGACAACAUCGAGGAGAUCUAA